UUAGUGUUCGUUUCAGUCGCCGACUAAAACUGGACGAACGUGUUGUGUAAUUUUGCAAAAUAGUUCUUAAUUUUUUUCCAAACUAAAUUUUAUAAUGGAUAAUUCUGUGAAAAUUGAUCCUGGUAAUACAGCACCAAUGCCUCAACGCCAACCAAUACGUGGCAACAAUCAGCAAAAUAAGAAUAUGGGCGGCAAACAAAAGCAGCUUGAUGACGGCGGCGGCCCCGCAGAAAAGAGACAACGCUUCGGCGGCGGCGGUGGUCCCAACAUUCAAAAUCAAAAUGGCGGGGGUGGCCAGAAUCCAAAUAAGAAUUUUGGUGGCAACAAGGGUGGAUUUGGUGGCGGCAAUCGCAACCGCAACCGUGGCGGCAACAAUCCAAAUAGGUCCAAUUUCCAAAAUCAGAACAAUCUAAACCAAAAGUCCAAUGCAGAGGCACCCAAGCCGGACGGAGGAAACGUUAAUGACAAAUCUAAUGAAGCUUCAAGCGGCGGCAACAAUGCCAAUCAAUCCAAUCCAAAUGCAGCUGGCCAAGCUCAGGCUCAAGUUCAAAACCAGGGACAAGCUCAUGCUCAUGCCCAGGCUCAGCAACAGCAGCAGCAGCAACAACAGCAGCACCAGCACCAGAAUCAAGGGUUUAGGCCACGCGGUGGCAAUGGAGGCGGUGGUCAGCAUGGUGGAGGAGGUGGUGGAGGUAACAAUGGAGGAGGAGGAGGAGGUGGCGGCGGCGGUGGAGGAGGCGGACGCGAUCGGAAUCGCGGAUCACGCGGUGGUCAGCAUGGCGGUGGAGGAGGCGGUGGCGGCGGAGGACAAAACUCUGGCGGCGGCGGCGGUGGUGGAGGCGGCGGCGGUGGCGGCAACAAUUCGCUGCGUGGCGAUGAUUUCUUUAUUGCGCAACGUUUGCGCAGCAUCAGUGGGCCAACCCAUGAGCUGCCACCUAUUGAGGUAGCCCAAGAAACGAAAUUCUCUGGUCGCAAUCGCCUGUAUGUGGGCAAUCUGACAAAUGAUAUUACCGACGAUGAGUUGCGUGAAAUCUUUAAGCCGUACGGUGAAAUUGGCGAGAUAUUCUCCAAUUUGGAGAAGAACUUUACAUUCCUCAAAGUCGAUUAUCAUGUGAAUGCCGAAAAGGCCAAGCGUGCUCUAGACGGUUCGUUGCGCAAGGGUCGCCAAUUGCGCGUCCGAUUCGCACCCAAUGCAACCAUAUUGCGUGUCAGUAAUUUGACGCCAUUUGUCUCCAACGAAUUGCUUUACAAGGCAUUCGAAGUGUUUGGACCCAUUGAGCGGGCAAGCAUUACGGUUGAUGAUCGUGGCAAGCAUUUGGGCGAGGGAACGGUUGAGUUUGCCACAAAAUCAUCGGCUAGCGCCUGUUUGCGUUUGUGCAAUGAGAAAUGCUUCUUUUUGACAUCGUCGUUGCGUCCAUGCCUCGUCGAACCGAUGGAUGUGAACGAUGACAAUGAUGGAUUGCCAGAGAAGGCGUUGAACAAGAAGGGUCCCGAUUUCAAUCAGGAGCGCAGCGUUGGUCCACGCUUCGCCGAUAUCAAUUCGUUUGAGCAUGAGUACGGCUCGCGAUGGAAGCAAUUGCAUGAUCUAUACAAGAGCAAGCAAGAUGCUCUCAAGCGUGAGCUCAAAAUGGAAGAAGAGAAGCUAGAAGCUCAAAUGGAGUACGCUCGCUAUGAGCAAGAAACAGAGCUAUUGCGUCAAGAGUUAAGAAAACGCGAAUCCGAUAAUGAGCGCAAGAAAUUGGAAUGGGAACUUCGCGAAAAGCAGGCGGAGGAGAUGCGCAAACGCGAGGAGGAAACGAUGCGUCGCCAUCAGACCGAAAUGCAGAGUCGGAUGGUCCGCCAGGAGGAGGAUAUGCGCCGUCGCCAGCAGGAGAACACGUUGUUCAUGCAGGCUCAGCAGUUGAACUCGCUGCUCGAUCAACAGGAAGUCUUUGGCGGCGGUAAUAAUGGCGGUGGCGGCGGCGGUGGCAACGGAGGCGGCGGCAACUUUGACAACUUUGGCGGCAGUAACUCGCCAUUCGAGGUUUUCCGAGGAAAUAAUAAUAACAACAACAACAUGGGAGGCAACAAUUCCGGUCCAGGUCCCAACAACCAGCAGCAGGAUGGCUUCGCAUCUUUUGAAUUUGGGGUUAACAAUAUGAACCAAGGCGGCAAUCAACGUGGAAAUAACGGCGGCAAUAAUGUUCCAUGGGGACGACGUCGUUUUUAGACAUGCUCCCGAUAUCAAUCAAAUGGACCACACAUAAACCCAAAAAAAAAAAAAGAACAA
This is a messenger RNA of Drosophila albomicans, 2269 nucleotides long. It is a transcript of the gene nonA, whose product is annotated as protein no-on-transient A. The coding region runs from base 95 to 2209 and encodes 704 amino acids. The record is from RefSeq and is a predicted model, not a curated record. Gene Ontology annotation, molecular function: RNA binding. Gene Ontology annotation, cellular component: nucleus. Gene Ontology annotation, biological process: regulation of DNA-templated transcription. Lineage: Eukaryota; Metazoa; Arthropoda; Insecta; Diptera; Drosophilidae. The transcript has 5 exons.